Messenger RNA from Geodia barretti, 399 nucleotides. Lineage: Eukaryota; Metazoa; Porifera; Demospongiae; Tetractinellida; Geodiidae. The record is from the annotation of a GenBank genome assembly.
AGAGAACUGGUGGGUGUGUUGGCGACUUUUGCAGCUGCCACUGUGUCUCUGUAUGCCCUGGCCGCCUCUCUGCUGAGAAAUGGGCCUUCCCUGUCAUUUCCCUCUGACAUGGACCAGCUCCGAUCCCUGGUCUCCCAGCUGGAAAGGCUGAGGGAGGAGCACUAUGGCAGAGUUCUCUGCGUCUUCUGUGCCGCCUACCUCUACAAACAGACCUUUGCCAUCCCUGGCUCCGUCUUCCUAAACAUUCUAGGGGGAGCAGUGUUUGGGGUGUGGGUGGCCCUGCCUCUGGUGUGCCUCCUGUCUGCCUGUGGAGCAUCUCUCUGCUACCUCCUCUCCCUGGUCUUUGGUCGCAGGCUGGUCACCAGGUACCUGGGGCACCGUCUCGCUCCACUCCAAGAC